AUGGCUUACUCGACCAAGAAACCUGAUGUACGAGUCAAGAAGCCAUGCUUCUCCUGCCGGCGGAAGAAGAUCAAAUGCGACGGAGAACAGCCAUACUUCAUGUGCGAGUCUCGCAACCAUCUUUGCGAGUACCCCGAGUCUAACGAUCAUGCCGCGACGAGUCGACGGUGA
Messenger RNA from Aspergillus aculeatinus CBS 121060, 171 nucleotides. Its product is annotated as Zn(II)2Cys6 transcription factor domain-containing protein. Gene Ontology annotation, biological process: regulation of DNA-templated transcription. Gene Ontology annotation, molecular function: DNA-binding transcription factor activity, RNA polymerase II-specific; zinc ion binding. The coding region runs from base 1 to 171 and encodes 56 amino acids. The record is from RefSeq and is a predicted model, not a curated record. The transcript is spliced from 2 exons. Lineage: Eukaryota; Fungi; Ascomycota; Eurotiomycetes; Eurotiales; Aspergillaceae.